Caenorhabditis auriculariae is the source of this 4002-nucleotide messenger RNA. NCBI's taxonomy places the organism in Eukaryota, Metazoa, Nematoda, Chromadorea, Rhabditida, Rhabditidae. The record is from the annotation of a GenBank genome assembly.
AUGACGGACGCCUUCGCAGAAAUGAUGACCCCAACGAAAGGUUGCUUUUUUUUCUGGAAGUCGAAAGUUUGAAAAAUGUUUUGCGUUAUUUGGUAGCACGCAAAGAUUGAGAAGUUGCUUUAUUUUGCGCCCGACCCAAAACGACUUGCGUACGAUGUUAUUCAGGAAGUUGCUGAAUUUCAAUCGAUUAAUUUUUAACUCUAAGCCGGUAAAACUGGUUUACAAUUUUCUUUUUCCUUUUCGGUUUUAGUUUAAGUAAAUAAUAGGGUUAUGAAAAACCGCGAAGCUUCGAGCCAUUCCACGUGCGACCACUGAAAUUUCAAACAAGAAAAAAUAAUCAUACAAUUCCAUGAACUCUUAGAAACGAUGCCGGACACUAAUCAAAGGAAACAAGUUCUGGAAAGUGUUGCCGAUUUGUGUUUGCAACAGGGCGCAUAUUCAGCAGCGGCGAAAAAAUACACACAAGCUGGCGAUAAAUUGAAGGUUCUCCUACUGAUUUUUUUUCCAGUUUCCAACGGAAUUUUCAGGCCAUGAGAGCUCUUCUGAAAUCAGGAGAUGUGCAGAAAAUCCGAUUUUUCGCAAAUACCGCACGGAACAAGGAGAUUUUCAUCUUGGCUGCCAACUUUUUGCAGGUGAUUGAAAAAUAUAACAUUUCGAGUUAUUAAGUCUUUUGAAUAGGGUAUUACCGAAAAAGGCUAAUUAAAAAUAGAUUUCAGUCGACCUAAUGGCUUAAAAGUGAAGAUAAAGAAUGAAACGGAAUUAAAUUAAGAUCGAACUUUUUUCCUAAAUGAACGGGAACUUUUCAUCUUCAAAAUAUUAUUUUUCCUAUCCGAAUUUACCUAUUCAACAUUAUUAUAAAUAGAGUGAUUUGAUAAUAUUGAUGAUAGGACGAAUUUUUGGUCCGCAAACAUUUGUGAGCGUGAAUUGUGCAUACACCAACCUUUGCGGCUCGAAUCUUUGCAAACGAUUCUUGGGAAUAUUAACCUCAUUUUUGAGUUUGCAUAUUUUUUUCCUUUGUCCUUUUAUUGUGAAGAUGUCGUGUUUCAACCACAAAUGAACACUGUAUGAUUCUUUUUCAACUAACAUUUUAUCAAAUAACGCGUCUUUCUCGCACACAUGUAGUCAAAGAUUCGUUGCAGAACGUCUACCACAUUUUCAUUCACUCUGUAUACAUUCUCCAUCAACUUCUGUUCCCAAAAAAAUUGGGAAAACUUAUGAAAAAUCAGAAAAAAUGUGAAUAUUCCACCCUCACGAAUAUUCGCGGACCCAAAAUCGUUUGCAUAGAUUCGAGCCCCAUAGAUUGGUGUAUGCACAAUUUACCCUCACGAAUAUUCGCGGACCCAAAAUUUCUUCCUACCAUCAAAAUAUUAUAAUUAGUUCCUUUUUAUGCAAAAUCUUCUCAAAACUCGCCAUAUCAUUUUUGCGAGAGAUAAAGUGAUGGAUUUGCAAAAAAGGAGCAGAAGCUACUUCUCUUCUUAAAAACUACCUAAUUUUUAGACAACCGACUGGCAAUCGGAUCCGGCAAUAAUCAAGGACAUUGAGACAUUCUACACGAAGUCGCAGUCCUACGAACACUUGGCCAACUUCUACAAGUCUUGUGCUGUGGUGCGUUUUGAGUAGUAUCUUGCCUGAGCACGGCGUUCCCAAACGUUGUGGGGAGACAUCAUAAAAAUUGCAAAAUUUUAAAUCUCAAGUGCGCAGCCAAAAAAAAAAAACAAGUUCUUAGAGCUGAAUACUCAGUGUAAUUUGUGACCUAAAAUGACGUAUCGUGACAUAAUUUUAUCCGGAGCAAGUAGUUGCUUUUUUUGUAAAUUAAGAAAAUUUUGACGUCUCGCUCACCUUCUUUCACCUCUUUAGGAAUGCCGUGAUGGUAGGAAUGGAGAAAAAUAUUGGAAAAAUAGCCUCGGUUGUAAUUGAAGCACUUGCGCUUCAUGCUAAUCAAAUGUCUACAAAAUGGUUCAACUCAUUUAAUUUAUAGUAAUUUUUUCAUUGGGCUCCUUUUUCAUUCAUCUUUCCAGACAAAUUUUAAACUUUAGUGGCUUUUCUUCUUAUGGUUAGCUGCUUUUUUUAAAUUUAAAGUGAGACGGGAUUUUUUUGGCGGGAUUAGCAAUAGAGCACACAAGAAUUAUCCCUUUUAUGGCUGUUUCCUAAUUUUAUCGUCAUUAGAGCGUAAAGAGUACGCUUUGCUUUUUUUUUUCCCUCAGCUUCCUCACAGGGAAGGUCAUUUUAUUUUGCGAUUGGGAAUUUCCUGAAAAUUGGCCAGAACACUUCUUGAUGUACCAGAUGAAGAUCUUAAAAAUCUCAACCUGCACAACUUCCUAGUUUUCGAGAAAUAAGGUCUCGAAGAUAUGAAAUAGCCCACUUUUUUGGAUUUUGAGGGUUUCCUUUGAGGCGUCUUAUCUCAAAAACGAGGAAGAUGUGCAGGUUGAGACUUUCAGAAUCUUCUCCUGGUACAUCAAGAAGUGUCCUGGAAAAUUUUCAAGAAAUUCCUAACCGCAAAGUAAAAUGACCUCCCUUGUCAGAAGCUCGAAACGAAUUCUCUUAAGGCGAUUUUUAUCCCGAACUUGUUAGAAUUAGUCUAAUAAUUCAAUUAGAGCUGAGGAGGUCAAGUUUUGCAUAAUAGCCUCCUGCUGAUUUCUUCCAAACGUGAGCUUCUUUUUUAAUCAAACAGGCCACGUUGUUGGUUUCCGCUCUCUCCAAACAAUCAGUUAUUUUGUUUCCAGAUGGAGGCCGAAAACUGGCGCGCCUUCGAUAAGUCCCUGGCCGCCCUUGAUAUGGCGCUGGUUUGCGUGGAAAAAGCGAACGAAAAGGAGCCACGUGUUCGGCUCGAGGAAAUGAAGGCGGAGUUCCGAAAAUAUCAAGCGCAGCUCCACAUGCUCGCCACCGUCGUUGGGUCGGUAGUUUUUGGGCGCACGACGUCACGAAUUGUUUUGAUUUGAGUGUAUAACAAGACGGAAUGUGUUAUUGAUGUGCGGUUGAUAGUGAAAGUCAGAAACUAGAGCUGUACUGGUUUUUGUACUUUAAAAAUGGGUGGAAAGCUGGAAUGAUCAGUUGAGAAAUCAAAAUGUUGAAUUCUUCAAAUUCAAACCCUUGUUUAAUACAAAUUCACACCUGAAAUCAGUAUUUCGAAAAAUAAUAUCGCUACAAUGACGUGAUUAUUUUUCAAAAUAAUAAAAAAGCGCAAAAGAGCUUACGGCAAGCCGAAUUCCCAAGCCGUCUCCGAUCCAAGUACUACCGGCUCUCAACGUUGCUUAACUUGCCAGAUCGGACGGGAUGGCGUGUUUUCAACGUGAUGUGGUCGUAAGCGAGUGCGGGGGCGCGUUUUGCAGAGAUAGCCUCGUGCAGGGAGAUAGUAAGAGUAUACAUGAGGAUAAAAAUGAUGAUAAUUCGUGUUGUAAAAAAUUUUUUGAGGUAAACAUCAAAUAAUUCGAUUUUUCAGAGCUCUUGAAGCCAACACAGCCGAUGGAAUCCGACAAUUGACUGCCUUAGCUGAAGAGUCUGGGGAAGACGAUAUUGUGCCAUGCAGUCGGAUUUACUCGAUGCUCAUUGAGGAGCACGCAAUGAGGAAGAAUUGGAAUGCUGUUGGUAUUCCCGCACAUUUCAAAAAUUUGGCUAAAAAUUUACAAAAUUGGAUUUUAAAAAAAAGUAUUUCGAGGCCCAUCGUAAAUUCCUUCCGUUUUUAAAACCACACAUAUUUCAAAUUUAACUUAUUCCAAUCUUCCAGUUCAUGAUAGGCUGCAAAACCUUUUUUUCAGGCAUACCGAGCCAUCAACAAUUUGCGAAAGAAACAGCCAAACGCCGACUUGGAGCAGUACGUUACUGCAGCUGUUUUGGACCAAGUUUGAUAAAUUUUCGUGGAAAUAAAAAAAACUUUGUCUUCAACAGGUUUGCGAUGAGAUGCGGGUCGAGAGGAUCACAAAACAAAAAACGGCCGUCGAAUCGGAUGGAGAAGAUGAAGUCGACUUCUCCCACGCCAUGCAAAGGCAGCAAGCCUUGCGAUGA